Molecule: messenger RNA, 678 nt
Organism: Sorex fumeus (smoky shrew)
Lineage: Eukaryota; Metazoa; Chordata; Mammalia; Eulipotyphla; Soricidae
Gene: COX7A2L
Product: cytochrome c oxidase subunit 7A-related protein, mitochondrial
Exons: 3
Coding region: 35-379 (114 amino acids)
Biological process (GO): mitochondrial electron transport, cytochrome c to oxygen; mitochondrial respirasome assembly; regulation of oxidative phosphorylation
Source: RefSeq, a predicted model, not a curated record
GGUCGCGCGGGGCUCGGCGGCGGGUCGCGGCGUCAUGUACUACAAGUUCAGCGGCUUCACGCAGAAGCUGGCGGGCGCCUGGGCCGCCGACGCCUACAGCCCCCAGGGUCUGAGGCCCGCGGCCCCCCGGGAGGCGCCGCCCGUCGUCUUCGCGACCCCGACCAGGUUCCCUCGGGCGCUCGCCGCGGACGAGCCGGCGGCGCGGAACCGGGUGCCCGAGCUGCAGCGGCUCUUCCAGAGAGCCGACGGCGCGCCCGUGCACCUCAAGCGGGGCCUGCCCGACCGGAUGCUCUACCGGACCACGCUGGCGCUGACGGCCGGCGGCACCGUCUACUGCCUCGUGGCCCUCUACAUGGCCUCGCGGCCCCGCAGCCAGUGAGCCGCCCGCGGGAGGCGCCCCCCGCAGCCGCAGGUCUUCUCGGAGCCCCCCGCCCGCCCCCUUUCCUUCCUUUCGGGCCGCGCCGAGCGGGCCCCGGCCCCGGGAUGCGGGGCGGGUCCCAGGCCCCCGGCCCCGACGUCGUCUCUGCCACCUGAACCGUCUGCCUUGCCCUGUGUCAGGAAGGAGGAAGCCCCGGCGAUGCUCGGUUCUUGAGCGGGACCUUCUGGGCCUGCCCGGGCUGGCGCAGCGAUCGGGAGGAUGGACCCGGGGAAGGCCAGCGGCCACCUGUCCGCCGCGCU